AUGAGGGGGAAUCAGAGGAAGGAGCAACAGGCAGCGAGGAAGAUGAUGAUUACGAAGAAGAGGAAGUCCUUGAUGGAGAGGAGGAGGAUGACAGUGAAGGAACCUGUGGACCGAAUUGUCUUCAAUGAUAUUCUCCUGAGAAAGUGCUACGGCGGGAAAGUUAAAAAAACAAUUCCAGUGAAGAAGCCUGUAAAACCUACGGAGGAGCUGGUGGAUGUGGACUUGGAUCAGACCAGCUGUGAGGUUUGCGGGGGUCAAGAUCGUGAAGAUCGUCUCCUGCUGUGCGAUGGAUGUGACGAUGGGUACCACAUGGAAUGUCUCACACCGCCGCUGGACACUGUACCUGUAGAGGAAUGGUUCUGCCCAGUGUGCAUCGCCCACAACCGCACAUCAGGUUCUGAACAAAUCAGUGAGGAGGAGAGCAGCUCUCUCCCCACCACCAGCCGUCGCCCGUCCAGACCGACCCACGCUAUCGCACGCACCCAGCACAGCGAACGAGUUCGGGCCAACGUCAACAGACGGCGCAUCACACAGGCACGCACUGCAGCACAGCUCGCUCCCAGAUAUAUGAUGCAGUCCACGUGGUUGGAUGAGACCAUCAAUGCUGUAGUGGCCGGAUUCAACACGGCUGUUUAUGUGCGAGACUUGACCCCUCGCUCCAAAUCCCGCCGGAGGAGAAAGACAGUUAAAAGAAGGAAAACCAAAAGCAAAUCUUCAGCAACCACAGGGGGAAAAACAAACAUGGGAGUGAAGAGAUGGAAACGCAAAGUGAGGAAGUCAAAAUUGAGAAGAAAACUGGUCAUAAAGAAGGAAACCAGUUCCAGAGGUCGUAUUGCACGGAGUUUAGGCAUUAAGAAGCCCAAGUCUGGCUCCAUGAUUCCUUCAGUUUAUCAACCUUCAGAGUACAGUUUAGGAAGUAUGCGGGCCGAAAUCGGAGCAGCCUCUCUCUCUGUGUAUGGAGAUCCCUUUGACCUGGACCCCUUUGAUGAUAGGGAGGAUGAGAUUCAAGUUCCGACGCCAUCCUCUGUUCUGGAUGCUAAACGCCGUGGCCUCUCCUGUUCUGCCUUGCGAUCCCAUCAGCCUGUGGCCAGACCCAUAUCUGCCGGACUCUCCAGGGGAGGUGUGAGUGUCCCACAGGUGGAAGAUGUUGCAGAGGAAGCCCCAGUAUCAGAUCUGCUGGGAAGCAUCCUCAGUGGUCAAAGCAUGCUCCUCAUGGACAGUUCAGAUGUGGUCAUCAACAGAGACGGUUCCCUCAAAGCAACCAAACCUGUGUCCCUGUGCUUGCCAAUAAACACUCAGGGCUCAGGAGAAACAGGAGACACACCAAACUCAGAAACAAGUCUCAUUCAACCCUCUGGAGGGGCUGGUCCUUCCUCUAGCCCCUUGAGGAGGCCCCCACCAGCACACAGUUCCCCUGGGUCCUGUUCCACACCACAGAAUUCCACAUCUCCCCCUAUACACUUCCCUCACCUUCCUCACUCUCACCCUUCUCCCUUGGGACAUCCCCAUUUGCUUGCGGGAGCUCCUCAUAGGCCGAUCACCCUAAACCCACCAAGACCUGGGAAUAGCCACUUGAGCACCAAUGGGAUUAGAAGUCAACCCCUCUCAAGGGUGCCAAAUGGCCCUUCUGACUCUCCCCAUCAAGACAAGGAAGGUCCUGUCCGACAACCACCUGUCAGAAAGCCCCCUCCCAAGCCUGUAUGGGUGGAUGUUUCUGUAUUGCCAAGGAUACCAAAAAUUAAAAGGGACAGUACCUCCAGUGCGAAUAGUAGCAGUGGUAGCAGUACUUUGCCUGGGUCUUCAGCUAACAGCUUAGCAGGCAAUAGGGAACGUACCGUUGACCAGCAAGGUACGGGUGGGAGUCAGCAAAACAGGACAGUGGAUGCUCAGAGGCAAAGAGCAGACAGUACUGGUGCUUCAUCUUCAUUUUCUAGCUCUUUCACCUCCACUACAUCAUCUUUUAGCGCCUCUUCAAACUCACGCCCGUCCUCUUCUUCCAUCAGUUUCCGUAUAAACUCUAGCGGAAACCCCUGGCAAGCUCAGCGUCUUCCUGCAUCAGGAGGGACUCUGCCUGGAGGUGAUGAGGAAGCAAUAAAGAGGAAUAAUAAAAGUAAACGGAUGCUGUUGUCUUUAAGAGCAAAAGCCAAAGAGGAGAAGAGUGAGGUCUAUGAUCCCUUUAACCCUACGGGGUCUGAUUCCUCUGAUAAUGAACCAGAAAAUGAGGGUCCUGAUAUUAGCGUCCAAAAUACUGCACCUCGGGUGCCAAUUGGAUUCAGUGAGAGUGCCUGUCAUCAAAUCAAAUCUGAGCCUCUGGAUGUACACUCCGAUACAGAGAGAGGCUUGGAAAUGUGUGCAGAAGUUAAAGCAGAGCCAGAGCCUUUGUGGGACAGGCCAUGUAAAGAAUCACCCCAUCAUUCAGACAGUCAAGCACCCGCAGGAGGUCCUGCUUUGGAUUCUACUAGUUGCGAAGAAGGCAUGGAUACUGGAAGUGGUGGAACUCCAGGAAGCCCUUUUCAGAAAACCGAAGAGCACUCCAGAUCAAGCUGGUCAUGCAGUGAAAUAAAUGUUAAGGUGGAGGUAAAGUCUGAACCUGAGACUGGAACUCUACCCAUCAGACCCCAAUCAAAGUCGCUAGAAGAUUCUCCAGUCAAUCUGCAACAAGCUUCUAAAGGAAAAGGAAACGGGGUGUGUAAAGAGCUGCCUUCAGUCAGUGGUGCUUUUAAUUCUUCUAACAUAGCUAAAGACAAGGAGGAAAGACCUCACCAGUCCCAGUCCAAAGAUAGGAAGCGGUCACCAUCAAACUCGCAAAGCCUUUCAUCUAAAGACUCUCAUAAAAAGAAACACUCAAAGUUGAAAGAAAAGAGGAGGUCACGCUCAAGGUCAAGAGAUCGGCAGAGAUCUCGUUCGAAAUCCCGCUCAAGAUCGAAAGAAAGGCGACGUCUGCGAUCAAGAGACCGGAGGUGUUCCUCGAGUUCCAGCAGUAGAGAAAGGAAGACGAGCGGGAGAAGAGCGAGUCAUGAGAGAAAUGACAACCGAGGGAGAGAAAGACGUAGGAAGAGGUCAAAAGAAAGAAGGCGCUCCCGAUCCCGUUCGUUUUCUAGAUCUAGAGAAAGGAGGAGAAAAUCAACGUUUCAGGGUGAGACAAAGUUAAAGAGGCAGAGGUCAAGAUCAACAUCUAGAGAGCGUAAACGGCGAGAAGAACGAUCAGAGAUUUCUCGGCGUACUGAAAGGAGCUCCCAUAAGUCUGCAGAGCCCAUGUCCACUGAAUUACAUGAGUCUGCUCUUCGUGCAAACAAGACUACCACGCCUGUGAAGACAGAGCGAGAUGCAAGACCACAGGAGUGUGAGACGACUGUUGUAUUACAAUCUGUUAAACAAGAGACCACCCAGUCAGUUGAGAUCACAGCCCAUGGACUUGAGUCAUCAAGACAUGAUGACCCGACCAGAACACUUCAAGAAAGCGAGGAUGAUGUUUCACUUGAGCUGCUUAAGCCUAAUGAAGUUAAACAGGAAGAACCUUGGCCCACUGGUUCUGUCAAGGAGUUGAAAGACAUCAAAAAGGAGGAAGACGUCUGUCUCAACUUGUGUGGAGAAUUAGAUGGCGUUAAAAAGCUAAAGAAAGAAGAGAUGACAUCUUUAGACAUCUUCAGCCUGGAAUCACCAUAUGUUAAUGAAAUUAAAUCAGACAGUGCUGAUUUAGAGAAGAGCCACGCUAGCUUACAGGAUGAGAUGAAAGUACAAGAAAUGGUGGUUGAGCCAAAAAAGAUAAAAAUUGAAAAUAUAUGGCCUGAUGAAGAUGAUUCACCAAGCUGCAGUGACAACCCUCUUGUCAUCAAUUUGGAUACGCCUGCCAUAGAUGCAGUGAACUGUAUAAAGGAGCCCACUGAGUCUUAUCAUUCGCCACUUUUGGACGAGGACAUGGAGAUGUCACCUCUCCAACCGCCAGAUCCGCCAAUAAAACAAGAACUUGGUAUUUCCUCCGAUGAAGAUAUCAGUGUUGAUUACUUGAUUGAUAAUUUGGACUUCAUUAAGAAGGAAAUGAGUGAGAGCUCUGUGGCCGACUCAACAGAAGCUGUCGACCCCAAAUCUGCCGUUCCAGAGACUCCAGCAGGGAACAAGCAAACUACAGAGAUUGUUACGGCUGGUGCAAAGUCUAAAUCGCAGGGAAAACGAGUUACUUGGAAUCUGCAGGAACAAGCAGAACCCCAGUCUGAGAAUUUAAGCAAACUUGCACUCUUCAAAUUAAAAUUCAAGCAAGAAGGGUCGCGAAGGUCUGCUACAACCCCACAAAAUCAGGAUAAAGCUUUAUCUCAGGCUGAACCAAAACUUAUGGCAUCAGUCUCCAGCCUAUCUCCCCAAGAUGAAUCCAGCAAACCAAAAUCCCACAAAGAAGUUUUACAGGACCCCAAUCAAAAAGACAAGUAUAUAAAGAAACUUCAUAUGCAAGAGCGAGCAAUAGAGGAGGUCAAACUGGCCAUAAAGCCCUUCUACCAGAAGAGAGACAUCACAAAGGAAGAGUACAAAGAGAUUCUGAGGAAAGCCGUCCAGAAGGUGUGUCAUAGCAAGAGCGGUGAGAUUAACCCGGUGAAAGUAGCCAACCUGGUCAAAGCCUACGUGGAUAAGUACAAACAUGCAAAAAAACACAAGAAAGAGGAAACUGUGCAAAGCCAACACACAGAUUCCCAAACUCCAAUGUGAGGCCGAGGGUAACGGCUACAUUUCAGAUGAUAUCUUAUAGCGAUCAACAGUAGAUUUCAUUGUUUUUUUAAAAAUCUGUGCAUUUCUACAAUGCCAUGGGAAACUCUUAAGGGCUCGUCAUCUUGUCAUCAGUUGUCAAAUGAACCUUUUUGAAUGUUUCUAUGUUUUCUUCUGAACGUAAAGAUCAUUUGAAAGUAUCUGGGAGUGUCCGGAUACAGAAUGGGUUGAAAAAUCUUUAAGUUUGCCAUUGUUCAAAGCAGCACCCUCUUCAAGAGUGUUGAAUACCAUGCUAUUUUAAGCUGAUGAUCCAACAGGAAGUGUAAGUUGUUAAACAGGCUCUUGCAUUGUCAGACUAAAAAAUGACAUGUUUGCAUAUAUGUAUGCAUCAUAUAUAUACACAAACACAAUACUCUUGAACCUGCCAUUCCACCAUGAAUAAUUGACACUGGAGAGCACAGUACAUUUUUUUUUUUUUUGUGGUUAAUGAGAAUAUAUAAGCAUUAUGUUGAGGAACAUUAGCAGGAUCGUACAUGCAGAAGAUCCUCUGGGAUGUUCUGUGUCUCUCAGAAAACCAUCAAAGAGUAUUUAUUCGAAUAAAAAUAUCAUUUUGAUAUCCAGUCUUCAUGAGACUCUGGAAUCAGUUUGGUGGACUGAUUUCUUUAAAAGCUUUUUGUUUACUAAUAUAGCUAAAACAGGAAAACUUGCAGUAGACCUCACCCUCGUUGAAAUAGUUUUGUUGUAAAUAGAGAAAUAGUUUUGUUCGCAUGACACGUGAACGGCUGUAAUGUAUCUUUUCUGUUCAGUUGAAAAGACUAUUUUCAUUUUAAAACCUUGUCAGCUGAGUUUGCCAAUUG
Messenger RNA from Sinocyclocheilus rhinocerous, 5552 nucleotides. RefSeq names its product PHD and RING finger domain-containing protein 1-like. The record is from RefSeq and is a predicted model, not a curated record. Bases 1 to 4698 code for a protein of 1565 amino acids. The transcript has 16 exons. Lineage: Eukaryota; Metazoa; Chordata; Actinopteri; Cypriniformes; Cyprinidae.